AUGGGCGCGAAACGCAAGGCGAGUGAGCCGGCUGAGCUACUCAGACUACGCUCGGAAGAUCCGGAAGAGGCGCUUGAGAUUGCGCGAGCAGACAGUCAGUCAGUCUCGAUAGCCCAAGACUGCCCGCCACCACCUUCCUACAAAGCAGAUCGUCCGCUCGUUGAGUCUUAUACAUGGCACAGCUCGGCACGCUACGAAUCUGCGGGGGCGGGCAAGGCUCGAGCUGUGACGUCGCGAAGACCAGAUGAUACGCCGUACAUGCUUGGCAUAGACGAGGCCGGGAGGGGUCCAGUACUCGGACCGAUGGUCUACGGAGCCGCUUACUGCCCAAUCGCGUAUGAGGGGCAGCUCGAACGAUUGGGUUUUGCAGAUUCCAAGACAUUGACGGCGGCACGACGGUCUGAGCUCCUGCGGGUGCUCUGCAAGCCAGCUCGUGGAGCUCACAUGUCCGGUGCAGCUCUGUCUGACCCCUCGAGCGACAAUCUCGAAUGGGCAGUGCGCGUGAUGAGCCCAUUCGAUAUCUCUCGUGGCAUGCUCCGCAAGACGCCUUACAACUUGAACGCGCAGUCGCACGAUGCGACGAUCAUGCUCAUCCGCGAUGUCAUCCAGAUGGGUUACAACAUCGCCGAGGCUUAUAUUGAUACUGUCGGCAUCGCAUCACAGUACCAGGACUUCCUCAGCGGCGUCUUCCCGACGAUCAAGUUUACUGUCACGAGCAAGGCCGACAGCAUCUAUCCCAUCGUAGGCGCGGCAAGCAUUGCUGCCAAAGUGACUCGCGACAGCGUGCUCGAAGGAUGGACGUACCGCAACGCGCUCCCAGCUAUGCUAGUCGCCGAGUCAGACGACAGCGACUUCGGCUCUGGCUAUCCCGGCGAUCCGAGAACGGUGGCCUGGCUCGAACGUAACAUGGAUCCCGUCUUUGGCUUUCCCGCCGUCGCGAGAUUCUCGUGGGCAACGGUCAAAAACAUGCUCGAGAAGAAGGCGGCUCAUGUCAGAUGGUCAGACGAACCGCCGAAGAUUCAAAAGUACUUCGUACCAACGACACGAUCGCAUCAGUCCACACUCGUGCGAGACUUGCGAUUGGCGCCGGUGACAAGCUUGUAG
This is a messenger RNA of Mixia osmundae IAM 14324, 1104 nucleotides long. RefSeq lists its product as uncharacterized. The record is from RefSeq and is a predicted model, not a curated record. Bases 1 to 1104 code for a protein of 367 amino acids. Gene Ontology annotation, cellular component: ribonuclease H2 complex. Gene Ontology annotation, molecular function: RNA-DNA hybrid ribonuclease activity; RNA binding. Lineage: Eukaryota; Fungi; Basidiomycota; Mixiomycetes; Mixiales; Mixiaceae. The transcript is spliced from 5 exons. Gene Ontology annotation, biological process: DNA replication, removal of RNA primer; mismatch repair.